Cladophialophora yegresii CBS 114405 is the source of this 1938-nucleotide messenger RNA. RefSeq names its product methylenetetrahydrofolate reductase (NADPH). Gene Ontology annotation, cellular component: cytosol. The coding region runs from base 1 to 1938 and encodes 645 amino acids. The record is from RefSeq and is a predicted model, not a curated record. Gene Ontology annotation, molecular function: FAD binding; methylenetetrahydrofolate reductase [NAD(P)H] activity. The transcript has a single exon. NCBI's taxonomy places the organism in Eukaryota, Fungi, Ascomycota, Eurotiomycetes, Chaetothyriales, Herpotrichiellaceae. Gene Ontology annotation, biological process: tetrahydrofolate interconversion.
AUGCACAUCUCAAAAAAGCUCGCGCAGGCUCACCAAAGCAACAAGCCUACCUUUUCCUUUGAAUUCUUUCCUCCCAAAACAGCCCAAGGCGUUCAAAAUCUCUACGACCGCAUGGACCGCAUGCAUGACCUUGGACCGGCGUUUAUUGACAUUACUUGGGGCGCAGGCGGAAGACACUCUCAGUUGACGUGUGAAAUGGUCAACGCUGCCCAAAGUCACUAUGGGCUUGAAACAUGCAUGCACUUGACAUGCACGGAUAUGGAGCGAACUCAAGUUGACGACGCCCUACGCCGGGCGUACAAGGCCGGCUGCACAAAUAUACUGGCGCUCCGAGGCGAUCCGCCCCGGGACCAAGAAAAAUGGGAAGUAAAGGAGGGAGGUUUCCGAUAUGCAAGGGACCUCGUCAAAUACAUCAGGACAGAAUACGGCGACCACUUUGAUAUCGGUGUCGCCGGUUAUCCCGAGGGCUGCGACGACCAUCGGGACGUGGACAUGCUAAUCGACCAUCUGAAGGAGAAGGUGGACGCCGGAGCGACUUUCGUAGUUACCCAGAUGUUCUACGACGUAGACAUAUUCCUAGACUGGGUAAAGAAAUGCCGCGACCGAGGUAUCAACAUUCCGAUCAUUCCUGGUAUCAUGCCAAUCCACACUCACGCCGCCUUCCUGAGGCGAGCCAACUGGACAAAAUGCCACAUCCCCGAAGACUGGUACAAAGCACUUGAGCCGGUCAAGAACGACGAUGCCGCUGUCCGAGCAGUCGGAAAAGAGCUGGUGGCUGAGAUGUGUCGGAAAAUCCUCGACGCAGGAAUUCUGCACCUUCACUUUUACACCAUGAACCUCGCUCAAGCCACACGCAUGGUUCUAGAGGAUUUGUCUAUCACCCCAUCAACUUCUGGGUUGGCUCUAGAGAAACCUCUGCCCUGGCGGAAGUCGCUGGGUCUCAACCGAAGAGACGAGACGGUCCGACCAAUCUUUUGGAGGAACCGCAACACCUCGUACAUCACAAGAACGGCGGACUGGGACGAAUUUCCCAACGGACGGUGGGGCGACAGUAGAUCUCCUGCCUUUGGCGAAUUGGAUGCUUACGGCAUUGGUUUGAAAGGCACAAACGAGGCCAACAUCAAGCUGUGGGGAAAGCCCAAGUCUCUGCGCGAGGUCACAUCUCUGUUCGUCCGCUAUCUCCAGGGCGACCUCGACCGGUUACCGUGGAGCGAAGGCGCCAUCUCCACAGAGGCCGAGUCCAUCAAAGACGACCUGUUGAGUCUGAACAAGCGCGGCUUCCUCACCAUCAACUCCCAGCCAGCAAUCGACGGCGCUUCUUCCACGCAUCCAGUCCAUGGCUGGGGACCUGUGGGCGGCUGGGUGUACCAGAAAGCAUAUCUUGAGCUGCUUGUCUUCCCUUCUAUUUUCAAGACAGUCAUCGAAAGACUCGACGCCAACAAGAACCUCACUUACUAUGCCGUGAACCAGAAAGGAGAGCUACUCACCAACACCAAGGACGAAGGCCCCAACGCUGUCACGUGGGGUAUCUUCCCGAACCGAGAGAUCGUCCAGCCAACAAUCGUGGAAACAGUGUCUUUCUUGGCUUGGAAGGACGAAGCGUUCCGCCUCGGUCAAGAUUGGUCGAAAUGCUAUCCAGCCGGCUCAAGCAGCAGGAAGCUGAUCGAGACUAUCAUGGGCGAAUGCUAUCUUGUCAACAUUGUCAACAACGACUUCCAUCAGACCCAUGAGAUUUUCAAGGUGUUCGAGGGACUUGAGGCCAGGGACCUCGACUUGGUCUUCGAAGGCACUGAAGCAAGCGAUCACGCAAAUGGGACCUACGGGACCAGAGAAGUGCUGAACGGUGACGCCCCCGUUGCAGAGGUGGAGAAGAGCAUUGCGAAUGGAGAGGAACGCAAGGUGCCAUUCCCGACAAACGGAGUUGCGCUCAAGAGUUGA